GGCGGCAGAAGGCGGCCGCUGGAGAGCGGGCUGCAGAGCUCUGCGCGCGCGGAGGGAAUGGAACGUUGCUAGGUCGUGGGUCUGGCUGCAGGGGCCCUGGCAGCUCGCUUCCAGCUACCGCGCGCCUGAGCUGGAGUUUGGGUGGAAGGGAGGUUUGCAAUUAAUGCACGCAUUUAAAACGCCUGAACCCUUGGACGCCAUGCACAGGAAGCACCUUCAGGAGAUUCCGGACCAGAGUAGCAACGUCACCACCAGCUUCACGUGGGGAUGGGAUUCCAGCAAGACUUCUGAACUGCUAUCAGGCAUGGGUGUCUCUGCCUUGGAGAAGGAGGAGGUGGACAGUGAGAACAUCCCCCAUGAACUGCUCUCUAACCUCGGCCAUCCCCAGAGCCCCCCAAGGAAACGGCUAAAGAGCAAAGGGAGUGACAAGGACUUUGUGAUCAUCCGCAGGCCUAAGCUCAAUCGAGAGAACUUUCCAGGUGUCUCGUGGGACUCCCUUCCAGAUGAGCUGCUCCUCGGGAUCUUUUCCUGCCUGUGCCUCCCUGAGCUGCUUAGAGUCUCCGGAGUUUGCAAGAGGUGGUACCGCCUCUCGCUUGAUGAGUCUCUCUGGCAGUCCUUAGACCUCACAGGUAAAAAUCUGCAUCCAGAUGUGACUGUGAGGCUACUGUCUCGAGGGGUGAUUGCCUUCCGCUGCCCACGAUCAUUCAUGGAGCAACCACUGGGUGAAACUUUCAGCUCUUUUCGUGUACAGCACAUGGACCUGUCGAACUCAGUUAUAAAUGUGUCAAACCUCCAUGGCAUUCUGUCUCAGUGCUCCAAGUUGCAGAAUCUAAGCCUGGAAGGCCUGCAGCUUUCGGAUCCCAUUGUCAAUAAUCUUGCACAGAAUGAAAACUUAGUAAGACUAAACCUUUGUGGGUGUUCUGGAUUUUCUGAAUCUGCUCUGAAGACUCUGCUAAGCAGCUGCUCCAGACUGGAUGAGCUGAACCUGUCCUGGUGCUUUGACUUUACUGAAAAACAUGUGCAAAUGGCUGUUGCACAUGUAUCAGAGACCAUCACUCAACUGAACCUUAGUGGCUACCGAAAGAAUCUCCAGAGAUCAGAUCUUUCUACCUUAAUUAGAAGAUGUCCCAACCUUGUCCACCUCGACUUAAGUGACAGUAUCAUGCUAAAGAAUGACUGCUUUCCAGAAUUUUUUCAGCUCAGCUACCUCCAACACCUGUCACUCAGCCGGUGCUAUGAUAUAAUACCUGAAACUCUACUUGAACUUGGAGAAAUUCCGACACUGAAAACACUACAAGUUUUUGGAAUCGUGCCAGAUGGUACCCUUCAACUGUUGAGAGAAGCCCUUCCUCAUCUGCAGAUUAAUUGCUCCUAUUUCACCACCAUUGCCAGGCCAACUACUGCCAACAAAAAAAGCCCAGAGAUAUGGGGUAUCAAGUGCCGACUGACUCUGCAAAAGCCCAGUUGUGUAUGAAACACUUACUGCAGGGUGGAGUCUCCUCUUCCUUUGGAAUGAGUAGUAUAGGCAGCAAACCCAGUUGCUGGAGAAUCCAGUUACUUUUAUUAUUGGUUUUAACUUAGCCUUCAUUCUGCACAGUGUUAGGGAACCAUUUAAGAGAGAGAACUAUGAAGUGUUGCUUUUUAAAAUAACUAUAAAUGCUUCUGUCAGUGCUGUCUGUGCCCUAAGGGCCUACGUUUUAAGUCUGAAAUUUUUAGGUGGGCCUAUAAUUUCAAUAUAGUUUUUUGAAGCAAAAUUUGAGCCAACUUAAGUGCCCUUCUGAUUAAAUUGUAUUUAAAAUCACUUUUUAAAAAUUACCCCUGGCUAAUAGUUUUCAUGGUGUUUGUGGUAACUUUUUAUCUAUUUAAUUUUUCAGUAUAAAACUUGAUUUUGAAGAAUAAUAAGCUAUCUGUAUUGUGAGCUGAACAGAAUCACAGGCUAGUGGCAUGUGAGGCAAUCUCUUCUGGGAAUUAAAAAUACACUCAACUUUGUGUUCAGAUUUGAAGUUAGUUUAAUAGAAAUACAGUCACAUAAUUGACCUUAAACUCUAUAUGAGAGAAAGUACAGAAUUGGUAUAGGAUUUGAAGCCUCAAAAGGCCAUUUUCUAAGCCAGAUUAAUAUGAAGUAUCCUUUAAUGUUUUAGGUACUGUAUUCCCAGAAUUAGGUGAGGGAAUCUUAAUUGUGCUUUUCUAACUUUAUAAUCAAUUUGUGUUAAUGUGGGUUGUUUAGCUUUUAAAAUGACUUGCUUUGUAUUAGAAAGAUGGCAUUAUUGUAAUCAGCAUCUAUUCUUGAAGUGGAUAGAACUGAACUGAUACUGUCUGCUAUUUUUUCUUUAGCGCCGAAGUUAUUUUUAUAUUACUCUGAAAUCAAGUAUUUUAAAUUCUUUAUGUGGUUUUUCACAAUAGUGUUUGAAACUACUUAGGUUAUUAGACCUAAAGUUCCCUAGGAAGAACUGCUUAUUUCUCUGACCGGGAAAUACACUAGAAGUAGGUGCACGUGCAGCUUUGGAGCAGCUGGCACUGCUUGCACUUAAGGUGUUUUAAAGACUCAGGUGUUGGACCUUUUGAUGGCAUUAGUUUUUUAACACCUGGUAUAUAAAAGCUAAAAGAUCAAAUUGUUUCUUAAAAUUUGUGAAGAAGAAAAUUAAGACUGAUCUCUUUAGAAUGCAACAAAGGUGCCAAGACUCAUCUUUUCUAUUAACUUUUUUUCAUCAAAAAAAUUUUAUGUUACAGACAAUAAUAUGAAGUGCCUUUUUCUGCUCAGACCUAAAGAACAGUUUUUAAAGUGUUACACAGGAAAUGAUAAUGCUUCACUUU
This is a messenger RNA of Nannospalax galili (Upper Galilee mountains blind mole rat), 2814 nucleotides long. RefSeq names its product S-phase kinase associated protein 2 (gene Skp2). The transcript is spliced from 10 exons. Gene Ontology annotation, molecular function: protein binding. Bases 164 to 1474 code for a protein of 436 amino acids. NCBI's taxonomy places the organism in Eukaryota, Metazoa, Chordata, Mammalia, Rodentia, Spalacidae. The record is from RefSeq and is a predicted model, not a curated record.